AUGACUUCCUUCCUCGACCUAGACGAUGAUAUCUUGGUCUGUAUACUUCCUCAAUUCUUAUCCCCUCACGAUAUUUUCAAUGUCUCAAUAUUGAAUAAAUCAAUAUAUAAUUUGAACUACAACUCGUCGCUUUCAUCCAAGCUUUUCCAACAAUUGUACAACAAGAUCUUCACCAACAAUGACAACAACUUCAAACUCUCGUAUAGUGACAAGCUCAAUUGGAAACAAUUGUUCCAGUUGCGCUGCUCGCUGAAACAGCAAGUCUAUACUUGGGGAUCAUCGCAGUUUGGUAGAUUAGGAUACCUUGUAGAUAAGAUUGACCAGAACCAUGUAACUUCAAGAAGUCUCGGAUUCCGAGGUGUCCAUACCCCGACUGCUAUACCACAAUCCGCAGGUCACAUUGUCACUGAUAUUGUUGCCAGUGGAUUUCAGUUCAUUGUGCUUUCGUCUAGAAGCCAAUUGGUUACCACGGGAUUCUCCGAUGCACCUGCAAUUCUGCGCGAGUCAACUCCAGGUCCCAUAGGAAGCAAAGAUUACCAGGGGAAUUUGAUGGCGCUGAAUCUGGCUGCUGUUCCCUUCACAGAAGUCGUGGGCUCUCGUAGAAGUAUCAGAAGACCUGGCGUCAUGCCAAUGCCGGCCAAUCGUUAUGACCAUGAUGUCAUAGAGACUCAGCCGGCCAGAACCCCAAGGGAUACACCCAUGAAUCCAAAUUUGACAAGACCACCAGAUCAAUUGACAUUUCCGCCUGAAUUGGGCUACAAUAACGAAGAUAAUGAGACAUCUAAAAAGAUUGUUGAUUCUAAUUUUUUGACGACUAUAACUUUCCCUAAUUACGAGCCCGACGCCUAUCCCAUUUCGAUUUCCUGUGGAAGACAGCACUACAUAGUUCUCGAUAGCCACAACAGAAUAGCUUCAUGGGAUACAGGGUGUAGGUCCAAUGCAGCAGUCUUGCUUCGGUUCCCAGGCAUUGAUCCGAGUUUGCCCAUAUUGAAGAUCUGCGCUGGUUGGAAUCUUUCCUGUUGCUACAUCUACGACGUUGGUUUGGUGAUGUGGUAUACUCGUAAUGCGAUAACGAAAGAACAGUAUGAGGCUGGUGAUCGCAAUGUAGAUGCACACUAUGUAGUGAUUCCGUACACCAAGCGGGAUGUCGUAGACUUCACAGUGGGCUCGGACUUUGUGCUCUUUAUCAAGAAAUCAGAUGGGAAAUUGUACAAGUUUGGUAUGAAUGCGCAAGAACUAGCUACAAGAGAUAGGCAAAUUGGAGUCAGACCAGACGAGACACAAGAGGCAAUAGAACCUGUCCCCAGCUUUAACAACUGGCUAGCCCGGACCAAUUUGCAGAACGGCUCCUCAGCGGAGUUUACUCGCCUCAAUUGCUGCUAUACGAAUUUUGUGGUAUUCACCAACGACGACGACGUGCUUAUUGGUGGUCGUAGCCAUCUCGAAGAUAGCUCGGAGGAAUCGGAGAGCCCUCCGAAAAUUAUUCCCGAGCUCCAGAAACAGAACAUCAAAUCAGUCGAAAUCGGCGACUACCAUUUCCUAGCACUAACUACAGAUGGCAAUAUACUUAGCUGGGGCCUAGAGUCCAGCAAUUGUGGCUGUUUAGGAUUGGGCGCCAAAGAGGAGUUUGUCCAGAAUAACGGUCCCAGUGUUGUCAAAGACUUGGGCCCCAAUAAGGGCAUGGAAGUGUUGGUACCUACCCGUGUCAAGAAUCCACCAAUUCCGGGCAAGUGGGUCUCUAUUGCAGCCAGUGGCUGGCACUCUGCCGGAGUUUAUGUUGCAGAGUAAGGAGAAAUAUAUAGGCUCAGCGUGCAUUGGGGCAAAUAUAAUAGACGGUCGUGAAGGCUGAGUAAUUAUAUAAUAUAUUUAGUUAAAUUUAGCCAGAUUAUAUAAAGAAAUAUAUAAGUAGUCUAUAGAAGACGAGCGAAGAGCUUGAAG
Molecule: messenger RNA, 1938 nt
Organism: Scheffersomyces stipitis CBS 6054
Lineage: Eukaryota; Fungi; Ascomycota; Pichiomycetes; Serinales; Debaryomycetaceae
Product: SCF ubiquitin ligase complex subunit
Exons: 1
Coding region: 1-1788 (595 amino acids)
Cellular component (GO): cytoplasm
Molecular function (GO): guanyl-nucleotide exchange factor activity; protein binding
Source: RefSeq, a predicted model, not a curated record